This is a messenger RNA of Epinephelus fuscoguttatus (brown-marbled grouper), 2047 nucleotides long. RefSeq names its product transcription factor JunD-like. The transcript has a single exon. Gene Ontology annotation, biological process: regulation of transcription by RNA polymerase II; regulation of cell cycle; regulation of cell population proliferation. NCBI's taxonomy places the organism in Eukaryota, Metazoa, Chordata, Actinopteri, Perciformes, Serranidae. The coding region runs from base 191 to 1012 and encodes 273 amino acids. Gene Ontology annotation, molecular function: RNA polymerase II cis-regulatory region sequence-specific DNA binding; transcription factor binding; DNA-binding transcription factor activity, RNA polymerase II-specific. The record is from RefSeq and is a predicted model, not a curated record. Gene Ontology annotation, cellular component: transcription regulator complex.
CGGGCGUGCAGUACGCUGAGAUCCUGUGCGAGAGCAGAAGGCUGUCAACGGUCUCUGUUCAGUGUUAGACAUAUUUGUUCAGUACAAGAUAUUUAACAGUAGCUGCUGUGUGUUUCUGUGAGGUUAUGGGUAGGGCGCCGCUGUGAGGGAGGGCCGAGCACAACUACUUGUCAUUUUGUCCACGGAAAUAAUGAUGAAGAAGGAUAUUAACUUGAGCCUGGCGGACGAGGCAGACCUCAAACCGCAUCUCCGCGACGCCGAGAGCAUCCUCAGCUCCCCGGACCUCGGGCUGCUCAAACUGGCCUCCCCGGAGCUGGAGAGGCUUAUCAUCCAGUCCAACGGAAUGGUCACCACGACACCGACCAGCUCCCAGUUCCUCUACCCGAAGACGGUGACAGACGAGCAGGAAUUCGCGGAGGGCUUCGUGAAGGCGCUGGAGGACUUACACAAGCAGAACCAGCUGAGCGGAGCCGGGCAGACGAACAGCAGCCUGGACCUGGGCGCUAACAUCGCCCCGGUCACCGUUCAGCCGGACCUACCGGUGUACACGAACUUGAACAGUUACGGCAGCGGGCCACUGGAAACCACUGUCAACUACUCCACAGACACGGUCCCUUUCCCGCCUCCUCCGUCGCAUCAUUUGGGGACAGCCCCGCCGCAGCCGGAGCUGUCUCGGGUCCAGCCGCUGAAGGAGGAGCCUCAGACGGUCCCGGACGUUCAGAGCUUCGGGGAGAGCCCGCCGCUGUCUCCCAUCGACAUUGACUCACAGGAGCGCAUGAAAGCCGAGAGGAAGAGGCUCAGGAACCGGAUUGCAGCCUCCAAGUGUCGGAUGCGCAAGCUGGAGCGGAUCUCCAGGCUGGAGGACAAGGUCAAAUCUCUGAAAAGCCACAACACGGAUCUGGCCUCCACGGCUAGCCUGCUCAGAGAUCAGGUGGCCCAGCUGAAACAGAAAGUCCUCACCCAUGUUAACAGCGGCUGCCAGCUGCUGCCACACGAAGUACAAGUACACUAGUCGGAGGUGCUGACCUGCAGUGGGGCUACUGACCAGCAUAUAAGCUUCAUGGACAAACUUAAUGUUGGUUAUUCUGUAUGUAGCGUAGCCCAGAUGUGUGCUGUUGCCAGGAGAAUGAAGGGUGCCAGGCUAUGUAGGCCAGAUGGUACAUUAAAAAUCGGCUUUUUAAAUGGCUUUGAGCAUCGGUGAUAUGUAAAAAUACAUGGUAGAACACAAUUCAAGAUAAUGUGUGACGAGACUCUUCUGAUGUUAUCGGCUAGACAUUUCAUUCGUAAAGCAAUUUACAUGAUCCACCUUGUCGCCUCCGCCCAGUUGAGACCACACUUUGGUAUCAGUCACUUCAUUUAAACAUAAAUAAUCACGAAUUGGCUUAUUGGAUUAAUGCCGAAUUGAAGAUCGUUGGCCUGCAAUAUGAUCUGUGUAUUAAAUCCUGUUCUACCUCGUAUACAUGUGUCCUGGUGAACAAAGCAGCAUUAAACUGCAGUUCUUUUCAAUGGACAUUGGCCAUGAUGACAGAAAGAGGCGCUUAUUGGGACUAUAUGCUCAACUUCAUUACAGAAUGGACAUAUCCAGAUAUUUUUUUCUUGUAAAAAUGUUUACAGACUGGCUUUAAAUAUAUACAGUCUCAAACCUGGACCAAACAUAUUUAAAGUAUUUCUACAGUGAUAUAACAUUUAUGACAUAUAUCCUUAAUAUAUGAGGAAUUGGCUGUAAGAUAUAAAAAAAAUGCAUAUACACUCGCAUCUACCAUUUAUUUAUGUAGGGGACAAUUUGCAUGUUGUUUACAUACUCGAAUGUUGCCCACAGCUGGGUGUCAAAGGGUGCAAUUAAUCAGUGUUUAUAAUCUUUGCUCUUUACAAACACAUGUAUUAAUCUUUUUUUUAAGAACUCUACUGUGUCCCUAUUUCACUGUGUUCUUGUUUCAGUGUGAGGAGUUGUAAUGUUUUUGUUGCACUGACUGUUGCUGUCACCUCCAGCCUACAGUUGUUUGGCUGUAUGCUGCUGUGUUCUGAAUUAAAUGCUGCUUGGCAAUAA